AUGCUGCGGCUGGUGGGCCUCGCAUGGCUAAGCCAGGCUGCCGACAUGAGCUCCUGGGACUACACGCGCCAGGACAGUUCUUGGGGGCAGCUCUGCGUCGGCCACUUUCAGAGCCCGAUCGACAUUGAGCCCAAACAUGCGGAGAAGGGCGACUUCGAGAUCCGCAUGCUCUACAGCCCCCUGCGGCUACAGGAUGUGGAAUCGGCGGGCGUGGACCCGGAUGGCGUGCCUCGGAUCCGCUUCAAAGCAGGGCGAUCCGUGGGGAAGGUGCAAAUCGGCCGCGGCUACGGGGACUUCGACGAGUACUCGCUCUCGGCGAUUGAGGUCCACGCCCCCAGCGAGCACACGCUGCGCAAGGCCAGCUGGGCCCUGGAGGUCCAGCUCUGGCACGACCCCAUGCCUGUGAGCCGCACGGACACGCUCCUUCAGCACACGCAGCAGGUGCUCGAGGCCUUGCAGGACUCGGACAGCCGCUUCGCAGCGCUGGAGCGAUCCCAGGCCACGCUUUCCAAGCAGCUCAACGGCGAGGCCACGCCCUGGGCGGCCAACUCCGCCGAGGGUUCCAGAGCAUCGCAGCAGGCCCAGGACUGGGUGGAUGCGGCGAAGGCAGACAUCUCUUCUGUCAGCACGCUGCUCCAGCAGGACAUGAAGGGGGUGACCCAGCAUGCCGACAAGCUGCAGGAGGAGGUCCAGAGCCUUGUCGCGGCUCAGAAGCGUCGCUUUGCAGGCUUUCGAGUGGCCCUUUCCCUCUUCGUGCUCCGCGCCUCUCCCGUGUUUCUGGGGGAGAUGAACGGCACGGCCACCUCGCUGGUGAGGUGGCUCUCGCAGGCUUUGGCCGCCAACAAGGACUCGGAUAGCGCCGCCUUGGAGCUCGAGGCGGUGAUCGGCAGCGGCAAGGACCUCUACAGCUACGAAGGCAGUGUCCCUCGGCCUCCCUGCACGCCCAAUGUGCGCUGGUUCGUGCUGGGUGAUCCGCAGCCUUCCGACAUCGAGCAGCUGUCUUUCCUCCUGAAGCAGACGCAGCUCGCAGGCCGUGUGCACGGCAACGCGCGCCAGGUGCAGCCCUUCGGUCCGUCCAGAAGGCUACACGUCGUCCAGACAGACUGGAAGGUCUUCGAAGCGCCGGUGAUCGUCGCAGCGGAGUCGAUGUCGCCGGGCAGGCAGAAGAUGAUCCUGAUCGAGAGAUACUGCAAGGUCUUCGUCCUUUGCUCGGUCUUUCUGAUUUGCACGCCGCUCUUCUUCCGCAUCUACAACAGCUGCGCGGACGCUGACGAGGAGGACACAACCUGGGACGCUUCGCCCUUGGUCCAUCAGCGGAGUCCGAGUUCUACAGACGUCGAUGCGGCCGCCCUCGGCAAUGCCUGCAGAGCUUGGCCCCGCGAGCAAAGCCCGCGGGCCCAUCACCUCCAAGCAGAAAAGAGCCAUGUCAACCUUUGCACUUUCUGCUUCAAAGUCGCUGCUCUGAACUUCGUCACGGAGACGAAUGCCCUGGAUGACCAACAGCCCCGCCUGAGUGAUGCUGCCUGCGGGCACGUGGCACAACCACCGGAUCCACCAGGUGCCAUCUACUUCAUGUACCCAGCGCUGGGCGACGUCAUCGUGGACUUCCCGCCCUCCCUGGAGAACGGUGGCAUUGCAGUGGACCUCUACGAGAUCUCCAUGAACCAAGCAGCCGCGGGCUGGACAGUGGUUGCGACCAACGCUGCUGGCGAUUUCUCGACUCUGGUGCAAGGCUGCACACAAGGUGCGGACCUGGUGUUCCGGAUCCGUGCGCGAAACGCCGUCGGAUGGGGCAAGUACGGCAGCGAGGUGAGCACAGUGUGUGCCACAGAGCCUGCCAAGAUGGCCACGCCCACGCGGGCCACGUCCACGCGAACGUCCAUCACCUUGGCGUGGGUGGCGCCUGAUAGCAUGGGAUCGGCCAUCACCGCCUACCGGCUCUACCAGGCGCUGGAUGGAGCCGCCUACAGCCUCAUCUACGAAGGCUUUACCUUGUCCUACGAAUCCACUGGGCUCAUGACCGGCUCCACGUACCACUUCCAGGUGACAGCGGUGAACAAUGCCGGAGAGAGCCCGCGGUCGGACACCGCCACGAUGUUGGCGGCUGGGCUCCCUGGUAAGCCGACGGCCGUGACCUUCACGCACGACUCCCGCACACAGACUGUAGUAAGCUGGACAGCACCGUCCGACGACGGUGGGUCUCCCAUCAUCCGCUACGAGGUUUGGUAUCGCGAUGGCCUGGAUGCGGGCCCGAUUGACAAGCUUGCAUGGAGUGGCACAGGCAGCAUCUCGUCGCGUUGUGCCUUCCCUCUCAAGGUUAUACUAGAGAAGGACGACGAAGCCGACGAAGCAGAAGUGACCACGGACGAUGAGAUCUUCUGGCAAAGCCGCGAUCCCGAAAGCCCUCCUGAAGCCGGCUAUCUUCCUUCAACUUGGGUCAUGGCGCCGGUGCCACUGGCACCAGUGUCGGUGCUUGUCUUGGAGGAUUUCCCGACCCCGAGCACCACGGCGGCGGGAAGCCCAAUGAGCACCAGGAUUCUGGGACUUCCGCACUCCGACAGCUCCCAGUGCUCCCAAGCCGAGGCCGAGGCCCCCUUCCCCCAAAGCCCGAACCCUGGGGACGCGCGGCAUCCCAACUGCAGGCCGGGCGUCCUUAGCCCUUUUGCUGCUGUGUUGUGGACUCCGGCUUCCGGCUUCUUCAGUCUUCCCUUCCUUUCCCUCAUUUCCCUGUUUGGGAGGCCGUGCAACAAGCAGGGGAAGUGCAAGCACUGGCAGCUCGGCGGCUGCAGGUACUGCCAUCAUCCGAGCCACCACGCCCUGAGCUGCAGCCGCGGCCAGCGGCGCCGCGACAGCGCUGCUCGACGGGCGCGGGAGCGGGAUGAGAUGUUCCAGAGGCUUGCGCAGGAAGCGACGAAUCUCAUCCGCAUGGAUUGGCAGCAGCAGGAUCGCGUGGAGGUCGUGCGCCGUCUUGGGGAGCAGGCCAUCAAGAUGAAGGGCCGCGUGAAGACGCAGCACUUCGAGGGCCGCAGCCCGGAGAAGUGGCUGAUCGGGCGUCUGGCGCACCUGACAGCCGAAGACGAUCGCUUGGCCAUGCUCCGAGCCUUGGUUGAGGCUCAGGAGACGCGAGCGCUGCGUGACUCGUGA
Molecule: messenger RNA, 3144 nt
Organism: Symbiodinium sp. CCMP2592
Lineage: Eukaryota; Dinophyceae; Suessiales; Symbiodiniaceae
Source: the annotation of a GenBank genome assembly